GUAACCUAGACUGGUACAUCUAACCUCAAUUUUUUUGGUAUUUUAAGCAAAAUUCUUUGUGAACAUGAGUUUAUCACAACGUUUACUCACUUUAAAUAUUAAUCACGCAAGACGAAUAUUGUGCAUAAGGCACGUCUCAACAUCAAAACCGAAGCAAGAAACUGCUUUAGUAAGUGAUGAAAAAAAGUCUUCCGAGGUACUUGCAAAAAUAAGUAGCAACUGGAUUAGUUACGGCUUCGAUAGCAAGGAUGAGAAAUGGGAUCGUACCGUGAUGCAUUUGUCUAUGUUCGGCGGUAUCACGCUAGGAUUGGUUUUAGUAGCUUACGGCUUUAUGUACGCUCCUGAUGUUAAUUUAAAGCAUUGGGCUCAGCGUGAGGCUUUUCUUGAGUUAAGGCGUCGCGAGGCUAAAGGUUUAAAACCAAUUGAUCCCAAUUUGGUAGACCCAUCUCUUGUUAUACUACCUAGUGAUGAAGAGCUAGGCAAUACAGAAGUGAUCAUAUAAACGUCUGUACUAUACAUAAAAUGUUAGUUUAAAUAAAUAAAAAUUGCUAUGUAUUUAGCUUUUGAACAGAAUUACAAACAUAUUGUACAUAAAUCAUGAUUGAGUGUAAUAAAAAGCAAAGAAACGGUCAACUAAU
Molecule: messenger RNA, 638 nt
Organism: Photinus pyralis (common eastern firefly)
Lineage: Eukaryota; Metazoa; Arthropoda; Insecta; Coleoptera; Lampyridae
Product: NADH dehydrogenase [ubiquinone] 1 beta subcomplex subunit 11, mitochondrial-like
Exons: 1
Coding region: 65-502 (145 amino acids)
Source: RefSeq, a predicted model, not a curated record